This is a messenger RNA of Rotaria socialis, 819 nucleotides long. Lineage: Eukaryota; Metazoa; Rotifera; Eurotatoria; Philodinida; Philodinidae. The record is from the annotation of a GenBank genome assembly.
AUGAGCUAUGCCAAAGCGAUAUUUCCAUAUCAAACAGGCGUCAUUGGUGAUCUUGAAUUGCAAGUAGAUGAUGUUAUUGAGGUAUUAGAACAAGUUGAUGUGAAUUGGACUCGCGGUAAAUUAAAUGGUAAAAUCGGUCUCGUACCAUGUAAAUUCAUUCAACAACUUCCAACAGUAGAUAUUGAUAAUAGUCAAUCAUUAUAUAUAGCACAUACCGAUUAUCGUUCAGAUCAUGAAGGAGAUUUACAAUUUCGUCGAGGUGACCUUUUAAUUGUUAAUGAACAUCUGCCGAAUGACUGGUUUCGUGGAUCACUUCAUUUUAAUUUACCUGGCACUACUUAUCGACCGGUCGGCAUUUUUCCAAGUACAUUUGUUACAUUAGUAAAAUCGAAUUCAAACAGUGCGAAACAAAACGAAAUUCAAGUAUCGUCUAGUGAAAACGAUCUUUUAUCAUUCGAUGGAAGUCCAAUCAAAUUUGUGCGUGUGCUUUGUGAUAUUAAACCGAGUGGACCAAAUGAAUUAGGUUGUUUUGAAGAUGAAAUUCUUGCGAUUAUCGAAGGCGAUAAUAACCAAAGUGAAUGGUUAAUAGUUAAAAAUGCAUUUAAUUCAAUUGGACGUGUUAGACGCGUAUUUGUUGAGCCUAUUGAUGAUCGACAAACUGACAAUGAUCGAAAUGAUCUUUUAAUUGUGCCGAGUAUUAAAUCGCAUGAAUAUCAAAAAGGAAAUAGAAAAGGUUUAGAUUCGAUUCAAGAACUUGUCGAUUUCGAAUUUGAUAAAUUAAUGAAGAAAGAUGAUAAAACACAAUCAGGUGAGCAUUAA